Molecule: messenger RNA, 1458 nt
Organism: Sus scrofa (pig)
Lineage: Eukaryota; Metazoa; Chordata; Mammalia; Artiodactyla; Suidae
Gene: IRF9
Product: interferon regulatory factor 9
Biological process (GO): regulation of transcription by RNA polymerase II; immune system process
Cellular component (GO): nucleus
Molecular function (GO): DNA-binding transcription factor activity, RNA polymerase II-specific; RNA polymerase II cis-regulatory region sequence-specific DNA binding; protein binding
Source: RefSeq, marked provisional
CGGAGAAAUCCAGAAGCUGCCUAGCCGGGAGCUGAGCUGUGGUCGGCUGAGCCCUGGGACAGCCUGCACAGCAGCUCAGGAUGGCUUCAGGCAGGGCUCGCUGCACCCGAAAGCUCCGGAACUGGGUGGUGGAGCAAGUGGAGAGCGGGCAGUUCCCAGGAGUGUGCUGGGACGACGACGCCAAGACCAUGUUCCGGAUUCCCUGGAAGCAUGCGGGCAAGCAGGAUUUCCGGGAGGAUCAGGAUGCAGCCUUCUUCAAGGCCUGGGCGAUAUUUAAGGGAAAGUACAAGGAAGGGGACUCCGAAGGCCCUGCCAUCUGGAAGACUCGUCUGCGCUGUGCCCUCAACAAGAGUACUGAGUUUGAGGAGGUUCCUGAGAAUGGCCACAGGGAUGGGGCCGAGCCCUACAAGGUGUACCGGCUGCUGCCACCAGGCACCCUCCCCGCUCAGCCAGGAAGCCAGAAAUUACCAUCAAAGCGACGCCACAGUUCUGUGACCUGUGAGAAGGAGGAGGACGAGGUUACCACAAAGAACUGCACACUCAGCCCCUCCAUCCUCCAGGACCCCUUCAAAAAUGAGUUGGCAGAGACCAAUGGGGGAGCAGGCCAUUCAGACUUGGGGAGCAGCAGCAGCAGCAACAGCCCUGAGUCUCCGGAAGGUAGGGUUACCACUGAGGCCCCUUUCCAAGGAGAUCAAGUGUCCCUGGAGCAUCUACUCCCUCCAAAUUCAGACUACUCGCUGCUGCUCACCUUCAUCUACGACGGGCAUGUGGUGGGCGAGGCCCAGGUGCAGAGCCUGGACUGUCGCCUUGUGGCCGAGCCGUCUGGCUCCCAGUGCAGCAUAGAGCAGGUGAUCUUUCCCAAACCCGGCCCACGAGAGCCCACCCAGCGCCUACUGAGCCAGCUCAAGAGAGGUGUCCUGGUGGCCAGCAACUCCCGAGGCCUGUUCGUGCAGCGCCUUUGCCCCGUCCCCAUCUCCUGGAACGCGCCCCAGGCUCCCCCUGGUCCAGGCCCGCAUCUGCUGCCCAGCAACGAGUGCGUGGAGCUCUUCAGAACCACCUACUUCUGCAGAGACCUGGCCAGGUACUUCCAGGGCCUGGGCCCCCCACCCAAGUUCCAGGUGACACUGAAUUUCUGGGAGGAGAACACCAGCCCCAGCCACACCCCACAGAGUCCUAUCACAGUGCAGAUGGAGCAGGCCUUCGCCCGGCGCUUACUAGAGGAGGCUCCAGAGGCGCAGGCAGCCACCAUGUCCCUGGUGCAGAGCCUGGGAGACCCAACCUCCUGCUCCCCUCUCUGCUCCUCCUAUCUGCUUUGAAAGAACCUCAUUCUCCACACUGUCGACCUCCUUACCACGUGAUGAUUUUGUCCUUGAACUCCUCAUGGACCCUGAUUGGUGGGGAACUCAAGAUGACUCUUUUAUUUUAUUUUUUGCCUUUUCAGUCCUCUUUCAUCUUGCC